AUGGAUGGUAAGGACCCCCUCUGGUAUUCACAUUACAUCUCUGAUUUGGACCAUCAUGACCUGUCUUCACUGCAAUCCAACUUGGGGCUAGACGCCACAUAUGAGCUUCGCCUUCCCAUGACAGACGAGCAUCCCUCUUCUCCUCCCGAAGGGUUUAUCACAGUCUUUAAGGAUCAGGUCGUAGGCUGUCUUCGCUUCCCUUUACAUCAUUUUCUCUCUGAGUUGAGUCAGUAUUGCGGGAUUGGUAUCUCUCAACUGUUCCAUCACUUCUAUUCUUUCCGGCGAGCCGAGGCGGGGGUAUUCAACGUCCAGGCCAAGCCGGGCCAGAAGCUCUUCGAUGACCUACCCUCUUCCAAUAAAGGCUGGAGAUCUCGCUUUUUCUUCCUCAAACCCCCUUCCCCCUUAACAGGGCCUUCUCAAUGGCGUUCUUUCUCCGCUUCGGACCUCCCUUCACAUGUUCACGAACCUGCCUGCUCCGCAGCUGCGGUUAAGCUAAGUGGUGUUGUUGUUCGCCUGUCUGUGUUGAUGCUAGAAGGCAUUCUGCACGCUUUUGGUCUUAGUCCUGUCCCUACCGAAAUUGGAGCUCCUUUUGUGCCCGCAAUCCUCCGUUCCUUCGCCAGUCAAGAGACACCCGCGGUGGCCGUUCUACAAACUCUGAAUGAGGAGCUAACACAAGGUCUACCUUCUGCUCCCGCCGUCGCCGGUUUACAACUUUCGGAACCCCGGACUUCUGAGGCAGAGGACGCCCCGAUGCUUAUUGAGCCACCAGCUCUCAGCCUUGCAGACUCAGCCCUACCCCGCAUCGCUGAUCAACCUGCGGCCGAGCCAUCGCCCGCAAAGCCAGUGUCCUCUCUCCCGCCAACUAUGAAGCUGCGCCUUAUGCGCAAGGGCAAGAGAACAGCCCCAGCCACCGCAACUUCUCCUCCACCUCUCCGCCGUCAACGCGUAGAGAAGGCCUCUGAUCUGGAGGUGACAGACCCACCAUUGGACCUGGCCGUCCUGGUGACAGCCCAGAAUAUACUACCUGCCCCGCCUUCGUCCUCCGGCGAUCAGCCCCCGGACUUACUGCUGCCCUCCGCGUCUCCUCCUCUCGCGCCUCCGAGCUCCGCCACGCCGACCCCGAACCUGCCCUCUACAGACCCAGCCUUCGAAGCGUUAUGGAGGCUCCCCUCGGAGACCGAUCUGGCCUGUACGCCUGCUGCCGACUCAUCGCCUAUCUUCGGUAGGGUCAACUUCUAUGGGGACCUGGCCAUCUCCUGGCAAUCAGCCAGCCAGCAGUUCUGGGAGAGCGGUUCUCCUUUGGGGGAAUUCGAUCAAAUUGCUCGUUCCCUGGUCGCGACCUGCUCCGCGAGUCUGAGCGCCGUGCAACGAGCGACCGAGCUUCAGCGAGAGAACGCGGCGCUCAAGGCACGUCUUCAGGAACUUGAGCACCCUGCGGCUUCCUCCGCUCCUCCUGAACCUUCUCUGGGAAGCUUGGAUGCCUAUUUGCGUGCCGUCGGGGAGUCGGCGACCUCUGCUCGGGCCAUUUCCCAUGCUGCCUUUGAUAAACUUCAACAGCUGGAGGCGGCUUUGAAGACAAGUGAGUCUUCCCUGGCUUCUGAAGUGGAUCGUCGUCAAGCGUCAGUCUCUGAGCUGAAAGACAAAGAGGCAGAGCUGCUCUCCCAAUCAGAGGAGUUGACGCUACUUCGGCAAGGUCAAGAGCUCUUGCAAAUGAGGCUGGCCGAUGCCCAGGCCCUGGCUAGUGUUGCCGCUGCCCGAGAAACAACCAUGCGUGCCAAGUCACUCUCCAAUCCUUGCAAGCGGAUCUCUUGA
This is a messenger RNA of Zingiber officinale, 1812 nucleotides long. RefSeq lists its product as uncharacterized. Lineage: Eukaryota; Viridiplantae; Streptophyta; Magnoliopsida; Zingiberales; Zingiberaceae. The record is from RefSeq and is a predicted model, not a curated record. The coding region runs from base 1 to 1812 and encodes 603 amino acids. The transcript is spliced from 5 exons.